Coccinella septempunctata (seven-spotted ladybird) is the source of this 2394-nucleotide messenger RNA. RefSeq names its product glucose dehydrogenase [FAD, quinone]-like. Bases 210 to 2060 code for a protein of 616 amino acids. Lineage: Eukaryota; Metazoa; Arthropoda; Insecta; Coleoptera; Coccinellidae. The transcript is spliced from 3 exons. The record is from RefSeq and is a predicted model, not a curated record. Gene Ontology annotation, molecular function: flavin adenine dinucleotide binding; oxidoreductase activity, acting on CH-OH group of donors.
UGCAUGCGCAUCAGUGGUACCUCUUCCUGUUGCGUUAAACUAGAGAAAAAAAAAAAACGCCGAAAAACUCGUCUAACUCAUCGCCGAAGAGAGGACUUGUACAGUGUUCCGAAGGUGAUUGGAAUAGGUAGGAGUUGAGAGAAGGAAACCUUCAAGCACUCCAAUUCUGUUACAAUAGCCGGUUAAUAGGUGCAAUACCAAAGCGAAAGAUGUCGCUGAUGCAUCUCCUUUGGCACUGUCUUCUGGUGACGACCUGGUUCAGGCCCACUAACCAACAGUCAAUCCUCGAAGGAAUGAUCAAGUUGGUCAUGGAAGGCGAAAAUCAGGCAACAACAGAACCUGAAGAUGCCCAGAAUCUUUAUAGCGAAUACGAUUUCAUCGUCGUUGGGGCAGGGACAGCCGGAUGUGUUGUGGCCAACAGAUUAUCUGAAAAUCCCGACUGGAGAGUUCUUCUGAUCGAAGCAGGUCGACCAGAAAAUUACGUGAUGGACAUGCCAAUCAUAGCCAACUACUUGCAAUUCACAGAUUCCAACUGGAAGUACAAAACCGAGCCAAGCGAUAAAUAUUGCAUGGGUUUGGACAACAAGCAGUGUAACUGGCCUAGGGGCAAAGUCAUAGGAGGCUCGAGCGUCCUCAACUACAUGAUUUAUACCAGAGGAAAUCGCAGAGACUACGACAACUGGGCCGCCCUUGGCAACGCAGGCUGGUCCUUCGAAGAUGUCCUUCCGUACUUCAAGAAGAUCGAGAACUUCACCAUCGACGAAUAUAAAAACUCAGAGUACCACAACGACAAGGGUUACUUGGCUGUCAGCUAUUCCCCUUACAGAAGCAAAGUAGCAGAUGCUAUAAUAGAUGCAUCGCAAGAAGCUGGAUUUCCUUAUGUUGACUAUAACGGACCAAAACAGAUCGGGGUAUCACAGCUCCAAGUCAGCAUGAGAGAUGGGGUGAGGGAAAGUGCAAGUAGAGCCUAUUUACAUCCAAUUAGGAACCGUCCAAACCUCCAUGUCAAAAAAUACUCGAUGGUCACCAAAUUGCUCAUCGACCCUAGCACCAAGAAAACUAAAGGCGUUGAAUUCGAGAGGUUUGGGAAAAGAUACCUUAUAGAAUCAAAAAAAGAAGUUAUAGUAUCUGCUGGAGCUAUAAACUCGCCACAGCUCCUCAUGCUCAGCGGAAUAGGCCCAAAGAAACAUUUAUCGGAGUUUGGGAUACCAGUGUUGAAGAACUCAAGGGUUGGUUUCAACUUAAUGGAUCACAUAGCUCUCGGCGGUCUCACCUUCAUAAUAGACAAGCCCUACACAUUAACCCUGGAUAGAAUGCUUACAGCCGAGAGUCUUGGUAUGUACUUCAACCACCACAAAGGACCAAUGACGGUGCCUGGAGGUUGUGAGGUGGUACUGUUCACAGAUUUCGAACGUCCUGGUGAUCUCGAUGGUUACCCAGACAUGGAGUUGCUCUUUCAAGGUGGUUCGCUAGUCUCAGAUCCGCUCUUGCGCAAGGAUUUCGGUAUAACCGAUCAGAUUUACGACGAAGUGUACAAGCCUAUAGAAAAAAUUGAUUCCUUCAUGGUGUUCCCCAUGUUGUUGAGGCCGAAGAGUGUUGGAAGGAUUAUGUUGAAAUCCAGGAGUCAUAAGACGAAGCCAAGGAUUUUCCCUAACUAUUUCGCCGACAGGAAAGAUAUGGACACGAUUAUUAAAGGUCUAAGGCUGACUUUGAACAUAACCAGUCAACCAGCUUUGAAAAAAAUAGGAUCUAAGCUCCACACGAUACCCAUGCCUGGCUGCAAACAGUAUACCUUUGGCACUGAUGAGUAUUUUGAAUGUAUGGCGAGGCAUUUAACAUUCACAAUUUACCAUCAGAGUGGCACUUGUAGGAUGGGACCACCAUCAGAUAAAAAAGCAGUUGUAGAUCCAAGAUUGAGGGUGUAUGGUAUUGAAGGGUUGAGGGUGAUUGAUGCCUCAAUCAUUCCUGAAAUACCAGCAGCACAUACCAACGCUCCAACCUUCAUGAUUGCAGAAAAAGGCGCGGAUAUGAUAAAGGAAGAUUGGGGUUGGAAACAGUGAACUGAUUUUGAAAGAAACAUCUGUGAUAAGACUUUGAACUAGGGUGGUUGACGAAAGUGAAUUAUAUUUAUUGAAGAAAUAGCUUUGUAUUGUUCACGAGCUUGCUUUCUAAUAUAAGACUGAUAUUUCCAGUUGUGUAAAAAGCUAGAAAUGUAUUUAAAACUUGAAAAUAUUUUGGUGCUCUCCAAAAAAAAUUUGCAUUUUGUGAUGAUGUUUCAUAGAUGAGAAAACGUUAUUGAUUAGAUGAUUUUUAAUGAAAAUCAGACAAUCGAAAUAACAUUGUUUUAGGCUGAAUUUUAAUUUAAUAUCAUUACGAUGAUAAGAAUGAUGAUAU